AACAAGGGUCCCCUGUAGACUUACGUAUCCCAUGUGGUCGUGAUCCUCUCCUUCCCAUCUUCUCAUCUCUCCUGGCCUUCAAGGUUGUUUGCCACAUCGUUCAUCUCCCUCACCUCUCACAUUCCCUCCACCCUCGACGGGAAAGUCUCUCAGAGUCCUUUCCAUACGAUACAUUACGCGCCAGCGCACCUUGAUGCAACUUCCUUCUUCUUAAACGAGACGACUUCCAUUCCGCUGGCGAUCCUUCGACCAUUCCAUACCCUUAGAGAACCACAGGUCGAUAGGAUCGAAACAUCUCUCCGCCAUCGUCAUCUCAACAAAACCCCCCUGCUAUGGCUCGCUCGGCUUUUAUCCUCGCCGUCGCGGCCACUAGCGGCCUCCUGAACACCGCGUCCGCCCACGUCGUCGCACGGCAGACGUCUGUCCCCGAAGUCGACGCCAUUUCAGACUGUUCUGUCAGCCAGAGCACACAGUACUGCCAGGCUGAUGGCACCGAGUUCCGCAUUGUCGCUACCCCGACCGAGGGUGCGCUACCAAGCUCCUAUACCGGCUGCCACCCUCACGGGUCUGAUCUAUACUGCUUCCACGAUGAUGGCGAAGUCGAGGUCGCCUUGGCCGGGGCCGCCGUCACCCCGGCACCCACUGCCACGAAUGACGCUCAUGACCACGACGACGAACACGACUCCGGCGAAGUAACCGCCGUAUCCGACUGCCGUCUGGACGGCCAGGAUGUCUACUGCAUGUGGGGUUCCACUGAGUAUUCGAUGGACGUGACGGCCACGGCCACCCAGGACAUCGCCCCCGAGUAUACCAACUGCCAUCCUCACGAUGCCGACCUGUAUUGCGUUGGCCCCGACGGCGAUGACAUCCUGGCGGUCUCCGCGGAGGCCGAAGAAGCGCCCGAUGAGCAACACUGCCAUUUCCACGCCGGCGUUGAACACUGCGUCGGCCCUGGCGAGGGUGAAAACCAGGGCACGCGUUCCUGCGAGCGCGUCGACCGGCAGUACAACAUCCCUCUUCGAGUUGGCCUUCUCUUUGUGGUCCUGGUCACCAGCGGCCUUGGUGUUUUCGGUCCCAUCUUCCUCAUGAAGCUCCUCCCACCCAAGGCCCACGUCGUCUUGAUCAUCAUCAAACAGUUCGGAACCGGUGUCAUCAUCUCCACCGCCUUCAUCCAUCUGUACACCCAUGCUCAGCUCAUGUUCAGCAAUCCGUGCCUGGAAGGCGUCGAGUUUGAAGGUACUACGGCUGCCAUUGUCAUGGGCGGUCUGUUUCUGUCGUUCUUGGUCGAGUUUAUUGGCCAGAGAAUUGUGCGUCAUAAGAUGUCUCACCGUCCCUUCCAGAGCGCUUGGUUCCGACCUGAGACGGUCAGCAUCUUGGUCAUGGAGGCCGGCAUCAUUUUCCAUUCCGUCCUCAUCGGCAUUACGCUUGUCGUGGCUGGCGACAGCUUCUUUCUCACACUCUUCAUCGUUAUCGUAUUUCACCAGUUCUUUGAAGGUCUCGCCUUGGGCAGCCGCAUCGCUGCUCUCGGUACCCAGCCCGCCGUCCAGCAAGUCGCUCAGCGUAUCGGCGGCCACGGCCACAUGCACGUUUCUGGCCCCAUGUCGUCGAAGACCGCGUCCGGGGCCGAGCCCACCGCCGAAGCGUCGCCUGAAGGUUCUGUCGACUCUAGCGACGUGAAUGGGAAGGUCCAGCAGUUUACUCUCGUCAAAAAGUGCGUGCUUGCCGGCGCUUUUGCCCUCAUCACGCCUGUGGGUAUGGCGAUCGGUAUUGGCGUUCUAGACCACUUCAACGGCAACGACCCCAGCACAGUCCUCGCAAUCGGUAUUCUCGAUGCCGUUUCUGCCGGUAUUUUGGUCUGGGUUGGCGUGGUGGAGAUGUGGGCCGAAGACUGGAUGUUCGGAUCGUCGGAGCUGAUGAACGCUAACUGGGUUGUCACCACGCUCGCCAUGUUUGGCAUGAUGGCGGGUAUGGCGCUUAUGGGUCUGCUCGGAAGGUGGGCAUGAAAAGCCCAAAGACUUACGGUUCUCUCUCAUUGUUCCUUUUUACGGCAAACCAGGGAGGUCAUGACGGUCAUCUCGGGAUAUGACAAUUUGGGAAAAAGGUCUUAC
Messenger RNA from Sodiomyces alkalinus F11, 2108 nucleotides. Its product is annotated as zinc/iron transporter protein. Gene Ontology annotation, biological process: zinc ion transmembrane transport. Gene Ontology annotation, cellular component: plasma membrane. NCBI's taxonomy places the organism in Eukaryota, Fungi, Ascomycota, Sordariomycetes, Glomerellales, Plectosphaerellaceae. The record is from RefSeq and is a predicted model, not a curated record. The transcript has 7 exons. Bases 333 to 2003 code for a protein of 556 amino acids. Gene Ontology annotation, molecular function: zinc ion transmembrane transporter activity.